This is a messenger RNA of Bemisia tabaci, 5301 nucleotides long. The record is from RefSeq and is a predicted model, not a curated record. Lineage: Eukaryota; Metazoa; Arthropoda; Insecta; Hemiptera; Aleyrodidae.
GCUCCACGCUCCACUCCACUCUAACUAACACCGUCACAAGGAAAAUACUUACUGAUUACUGAUGAAAUUGUACAUUCAUAUCGAAUUUUGGCCGGCUAAAAUAAGUUUUUUUGUUAUUUUUGUGAUUAUUUGCAAUUAUUUGACUUGGAUUUUACGUAGUUGUCUGAUCUGUAAGCUGAAAUACGAACACAGUGUAGUAUUCCUCUCCAACGCUGAGGUGAAGUGAAGUGUUGUUGACACAUAAGACUAUAUUCAUGUGCACUUACCGAAGUAUUUUACUAACCUGCAGUCAUGAAUCCUACUAGUUUGUAUGUUUCUAUUUGCAAAUUAGUGAUGCAAGUUGAAGAGAAUGAUCCUUCCGUGUGGACUGAUUUAUGCACACUAAUUCCUUAUUUGCGACAAUCUCUGUCUUGUGCGGUGUGUGGUGAGCUUUUAAUCGAGCCUUGUACGCCAUCAGCAACGUCUUGUCAACAUCACGUUUGUAAACUUUGCAAAGGAGGCAAGAAACGGAUUAAACCUGCAUGUGUAUGGUGUAAAAAUGAUGAUGAUUACAUUGACAAUGUGCAUCUUCGUCUACUAUUGCAGUGCUACAAAAAGAUGUGUGAAUACAUCAUGUCAUGUUCCUUAACACUCACGCAUUUAUCUCGAACCGCAUCUCAAAUAGACAGCAGUAGUAAUGUUAAAAAAAGUAAUGCUUCUUCUAGCUUAUUAGAUAUCAUACGCGAAGGCUCAGGUUUUAAGGACAAUUUCAAGAGUACAAUAGGUCUAUCGAAGUCUGCAUACAGUAUUUUACCGUGUGUUUACACAAAUUCAUCAACCCAAACAUUGCAAUCUAAUCAGUCCUCUAAUGACUCUUCAGUUUUACGGACCGCUUUUAGGAAUAACACACAAUGGAAAGCAAAUACUAUCAAAACUCUCAACAGCUCUACUCCAAUUGCUCCCUCUUUAAAUUCGCCAAGAAUAUCUAGACCUAUCAUCAAGAAAAAAACAGUGAAGAAAGUCGUUCCUCCACAGGACCAUCCGGUUCAUUCUCAGCAUCACUCACCCAUGGUUUCCUACAGUCCAGCCCCUAAGAUAAAAGCAGCUGGCACUAAGCCUGUAAGGAGUGGCUGUCGGUGUGGAAAUGCAACUGCUUCACCUGGUAAGCUAACGUGCUGUGGUCAACGGUGUCCUUGCUACAUUGAAAGCAAAGCUUGUUUGGAAUGCAAAUGCAGAGGUUGUCGGAAUCCACACAUAUCUGAUGGUCAAAAGAAACUUCCUGAUCUGAAUAGUUAUCCUGUACACAUAGCUGAUCUGCAUUUAAAUGUAAACGAUCAAUCUUCUGUGAUCCCGAGCAACGCCACAGUUCAGGUGGUCGGUGUAUAUACAACACAACUUGAAACUCUGCCCGGGCGUUUUGUGAUAGACAAUGAUGGCUGCUUGACGGAUGGUGACGGUGUCAAUACAACAGAGAUAUAAUUACAAUUGGUGCUACUAUUGAAAAGAGAGAGGGACUUCGUUGAAGAGCUUUUACUUGAUAUUGAUUUUGAAAAAGGACGCUUGGACUUGACUGUUUAGAAUUAGAUGAAUAUCAAACAUUAAUGAAUAGAUAGACGACUUUAACCAGGGAUUAUUGAAGUCCAUGGACAGGGGGAAAAGGGAACGAUCUCAUUGGUAAUGGAAAUGGAUGGCUGCAGUGGACAAAAGAGGUAAAGAAUAGACUAACUAACGGUGCGGAAACUCACGAGAGACCUUACAGCUAAUUUCAAGGUCCCUCGUGGGGACUCUAACUCAUCAUUUUCCUUCUUAGUUCACGAGAACCACCCAUUUCAACUUAAACGAUCGCUCUAUUUUCCUGUUGUCUUCUUUGUCUAUCACUUUGUCCAUCAAUUUCACUAAUGAGCCUGCCUGUGGUCUUUAGCAGCCACAUAUCCACAGAGAAACUACCAAACCACUUAUCUUGGUUUGCACAUUGCAAAUUUUCCUUCUUUCUAAUUUGUCUAUCCAUUUCAAUGAUCAGCCUGCAUAAUUAGCCCAACUUAAUUAUUUGUUGCCUAAAUUUCUUCCUGUUUAUUUUUAUUUUUAUUUUUUUUUUUAGUGGAAAACGCAAAAUUCUGGUUUGAACAUUCGAUUACAUUCAACAUUUAGGAACUACCACUCCUCGGCCUGACUCGUUUUAGAAAAAACAUGCGUGCCAUUAGUUUUUCCAUUCAGAGAGGUUCUGUCAUGGUUGAGAAAGAAUUGAGGCCAUGGAACGAAGAACCACCAUGCGUAUAGCUGAAAACCUAGUUGAAUCGGUUUCUGUUAAACGGGCGUAAGUCCACAAAUCCAAAUUUUUCAGGAGAGGCAAAAAACUGAUUUUCUCGUUAUGCAGGACACCACUAAAUUUCAAAAAAGGGUUCAAAGGUUGUAUAAACACCCGUUUAAAAGUUCUGAAAUGUUUUUUUGGCUCAGAAAAAUUUUAGUACCCUUUUAGGCUAAUUUUAAGUUUUGGACUUACGCCCUUAUACCAGAAAACGAAGGAUGACUGAUACAGUUUCAAGCCAAAAAACUAAUAUUAAAGUAAGUUUGAAAAAUGUAGCACAUGGUUUUUUUCUUUUAUAUAGCAUAGGGAGUUAUUAUAUGUUUUUAAAUUUAUUUAAAGGCCUAAAUUUUCUAGAAUUACUCCUAUUUUUCCAAAAUUAAUGAAGGUGACAUGGGAUAUUUUCAUUUAAAAAAGUGUUGAAACCAAGUUUUCAAAUUUCAAUCAUGUAUUUUUGUGAUCAAUGCACAAUAAGAAGUUAUAUCACAUAACAGCUAGGUCAAGAUGCAAAUUCAAUACAAAUGUUCUUCAUUUAUUAUGAAAAAAGUUACAGAAACUUUAGAAAUGCGCGAGUUUGAGAACUCGCCCCCCCUAUUCCACAGGCUUCUAUACAUAGGUAGGACUUCCGCCAUCUUUUCAGAAAAUGUGUAUGUACCCUAAAGGAGGCUGAAAAUGCAAAAAAAACGAUUUUGAAAUUUUUGGACUUACGCCCGUAUAACAGAAACCGAUUCAGUUGUGAGAAAAUCGUAUUUGAAGUUUUGAUUAAUAGAUGCAUCGUUGAGUUUGCAGGGUGGGAAAACUGCAAAAGCAUUUUUUCAAAUUGCCUAUACCUUCUGAUCGAUCCGCUGUGCAUUUUUGGAAAAUAUUUCAGCUUUCACUUUAAAAUUGUUGAUUUAAAACAUGUUGUUUUAGGUGGUUAUUUUACCCACCACCAAGUCUCAACUGUUAAUUGUUUGAAAAAUACAAUCGAUGCUUUGCGACAGUCAUAGAUUGUCAUGUAAAAGAAAAUGACGGCCUUAUGUCGAGAUGAAACGCGUGAUUGCAUGAAUGGGCAGAAAAUCAUCAAUAUACGCAUCGGUACACGUUUAUAGGUGGUUAUUCUACCCGACUCUAAGUCUGAUGAUAAAAUGGCUGUUAAAUUGAUUUAAAACACAAAUUGAUGCUUUGUAACUGUCAAAUAACACACAGUGAUGCAAAUAGGCUGAAAAACACCGGCACUUGUAUAGGUGGUUAUUCCAUCCACCCGUCAGUCGGUCUGACUUCACUGCACUAAAAGCAGACUCUUCAGCGGAGUAAUCAAGGGAUCGACUUGCCAUCACUACCAGCGAUACCCAAGGACACAAUAAUUUGAAUGAACCGAUGAGGGGAAUGACCACCUAUAGGCGCAUAGGUGGUUAUUCAAGCCAUGGCCUCAAUUGAUAGUUCUGAAUUGCUAAAAGGAUUCCAUUUGAAGUAUUAUGUUGCCAGUAGAAAUGCUACAGUAUUACUGCGUAAUAGUAAUAUUUACUACUUGUACUUGUGGAGAUACUUACUUACACUUACGACUUUAAGAGAAAUUAAACAUGAGAGGAGAGUAGGCAACUCAAAACAUUCCGAAAUUGAUGUGUGGCUUGUAGCAGAAAUUUUUAUUUUGUUUUAAAUGAGUUGUUGAGAGUGCAGAAUACUGUGUAAAAGAUGAUAAUGCCAUCGUUUUUCCCUCAAUUCAAAUUCAGAGCUUAAGCAUUUUAGGUGGAGGCUGUAAUGAAGGAGUUGAUUGUUAUUAUUAUUAUUAUGUUUUUCUUAUAGAGAGCACCCCUCUACUCUGUCAGGCUCUCUUUAGGGUGUGUCAUUUUUCAGCAACAUUCAAAAGUCUUUGCUUGCUGAUGUUUUUUCCAAUCCGUUAGGUCCCUCUAAGACCUAUGUGAAGUUUGAAAGCCCUAUGCUGAUUUUAUGGUUCCUUGAAUCAAUUUUCCAGGGUGGCUCACGUGGAAGAAACACAGUUCGUGCAGUGGGAGUUAGAGUGCAGUUUUUUUUUCCAGCAAAAAGUACAGUUGAAAGGAUGAAGUUUUAUUUUUCACACUGAGAAUGUAUGAAGGGAAUAUUUGAGAACUAAAAAAUCACAUUCUAGUCUCACAAAGUAGGUCAUGGUGCCGCUGGAUUUAUAACCCAACGCCAUGGAAAAUGAUUGAGUGUUUGCAAUCUUUUCAUUAAACUUACUAGGAAGUCUUCAAAAAACAUGAAAGCAUAUAUGUCUUGAAAUAGUAAAAAAAUUAUGUUUAUAGGUUUCUUACCCUGCUUUGGAAAUGUCCUGUACACCUUGCCAAAACCACUCGAGUGAGGAAUAAAUGGUAUAUUUCAUUUUAUAUUCUAGUAAUCUCGGCAACGGUGUAAAAUGCUGAGUCUAUAGUUAUAUUAAGCUGAACUACUGAAUACUAUGCCUUCAUAACUUUGGAAGACCUGAGAUUUGAUGCGAAGAAUGCCAAAAUGCGAUCAUUUCGCAGGGUGUCAGCAAGCUGGUGGGACCGCCAACCUUUUAUCGUGAAAAAUAUUUUAUGGAAGAAAUGGCUAAUUAAAGAAUCCACGGCAGCAUGCAGGGACUCCAUUCUGAAAAGACUCUUUCGAAAUUCGAAGUCUUAUACAGUUUCAAUGUCUCUUCACAAUAUUGCCAACUACUUCUACCAAUUUGCAAGCUUGGUAAUGUCGGCAGCAUGACACUUCAUUUCAUAGUAGUUUACUUUAAUUUCAGUUCUUUCCAACAUCUUUACUAGUUUCUCUUUUGAUUGCUUCAUGUUCUAUUCCAGUGUAACUCACUGGAGAUAUGAUAAGGUAGUUCCAAUGUGUAUCUCAGCAUCUUUCAAUAUACCGUACAGCUACAGUAAUCAUAGCAUCAUAGAGUAUUUACAACUCAACAUAUUCUGUUAUGCAAAAUGCAACUCAGCAUCCUAACAUCACUAAAACAUCCUUUUUGAUAUAACAGUUUUUAUUUUGAAACAAUUCUGCAAAUGAUGGUGAUAAAUUAAAAGAAUAAUUAUUUUCCACAA